AUGGCGCAAACUGCCUUUGAUGGUCAAGAGAUUUAUUUUUCAGACCAAAAUCUCGGGAAUGAAGACUUAAAUCAGCACAGGAUUCAGUUAGAUGCUGCAGCAAGAACCUUUAAACUAUUUCUAAGGGAUUGGACCAAAGGAAAUUCUUAUGUAUACAGAGAACAGCUUGUAAAGAAUGCUGCAAGAGGAGAAUUCUACAUAGAAGUUGACCUAGAAGAUAUCGCAGCAUUCGACGAAGGUCUCUGCGAACAAAUCAUAAAAAACCCGACUGCCAUGCUUCCAGAGCUCGAUAAAAGCGCAACUGAAGUAUAUAGAGGGCUGCUAGCUAGAGAUUACGAGCCGCCAACUUUCCAAGUCAUGUUCAUUUCCAAUCAGCGUCCCAAAAUGCUAAAUCUCCUCUUUUAAUAGCGGAAAAACGAUUGGAGAAAUGCUUAUUUUUGGGAAAAUAGCCCCCUUUAAAAUGAGUAAAAAAAAUUAAUUUCAAAUUUUUUAUAUAAAAAUAUUUACUUUUUAUAAAAUUAGCAAUUUUUAUAGCCAAAACUUAAGCUAAUUCUAAUAAAUUUUAGGCAGCUUACAUUCUUAAACAAGAGUUUUUAUAAAUAAAAUUAAAACUUUUCUUUUCAAGUAUUUGCAAAUUGGGAUUUUUUAAAACACACAAAUUAAUUUUAGUUAAAAAACCCUAGAGCGAACUGGAUUUUUCUGCUCGCUCUUACAGAGGGAGUAAGAGAUCUCAGCUCAGAUCUUAUGGGAAAACUUGUAGUUAUCCCAGGAAUUGUAGUGGCCGCUACUAAGCCUAUUGUAAAAGCGACCAAAGUCAAAGCUCAGUGCUCGAAAUGUGGAGACGCAAAAGAAUUCGAAGUGCCAGCUGGCUUUUCUAAAUUUUCGUUACCUAGGGUAUGUGGAAACAUAAAUCGCCCUGCAGGUGAAAAAUGCCCAUUGGAUUCUUACGUAAUUUUGAGCCACGAAUGCUCUUUUAUUGAUCUCCAAACGAUUAAAGUUCAAGAAAGACCUGAAGAUGUCCCAACCGGAGAAAUGCCAAGAACAGUUUCUGCUUCAGUUGAGCGCUAUUUAGUUGACAAAAUCUCCCCAGGAUCUAGAAUUACUUUAAUUGCGAUUUUUUCAGUCAAUGACAGAGGGUCAUCAAUUUUAAAAAAUUCUUAUUUAAGAGGAAUUGGUAUCAUCGUCGACAACACAGAGCAUGCCCGCUUCAGGAACUUUUAUUCAGUGGACGAUGAAGAACUGUUCCACACCAUGUCAAGAGACCCAGAAAUCUACAACAAAAUCUGGAAAAGUAUUGCUCCUGCUGUAUUUGGCAACGAAGACAUCAAAAAAGCAAUAGCAUGCUUGCUGUUCGGAGGCUCACGAAAGACUUUGCCUGAAGGUGUGAGACUAAGAGGCGAUAUAAAUGUUUUACUGAUCGGUGACCCAUCUACAGCUAAAAGUCAAUUUUUAAAGUUCGUUUCGAGGGUCGCACCUAUUGCAGUUUACACUUCAGGAAAAGGGUCAAGUGCAUCUGGUCUUACAGCUUCAGUGAUAAAGGACGCAUCGUCAGGAGAGUUUCAGCUGGAAGGAGGAGCUAUGGUUUUAGCUGAUGGAGGAGUUGUAUGUAUUGACGAGUUCGAUAAAAUGAGACCUGAUGAUCGCGUAGCAAUUCAUGAAGCUAUGGAACAGCAAACCAUAAGUAUUGCAAAAGCUGGAAUAACUACAAUAUUGAACUCCAGAACAAGUGUCCUAGCUGCCGCUAACCCUAUUUAUGGCUCUUAUGAUGACUUAAAGCAAGCACAGGAGCAAAUUGAGCUACAAAGUACAAUUUUGUCAAGAUUUGACUGUAUUUUCUUAGUAAGAGAUCUAAGAAACGAAGCUCAUGACAGAGAAAUGGCAGCUCACGUUGUGAACCUACACAUGGGAAACACCAUGCAUUUAGAAGAAACCAGCGAUAUAGAAAUCAAUGAGCUGAAAAAAUACAUCGCAUAUGCAAGAUCAAAAUGCGUCCCAAGACUUCAUGAAGACUCUGCAAAGCUGCUUCAAAACUUUUACGUUUCUGAUAGGAAGAAGCAGGCUAAUGGUGCUUUCCCUGUAACAGUCAGACAACUUGAAGCAAUCAUAAGACUUUCUGAGUCUAUCGCAAAAAUGUCUUUAAGUACUGUUGUGACGACAAAUCAUGUAGAAGAAGCACACAGACUAUUUGAAGUUUCUACGAUGAAUGCAGCUAGCGCAGGUCUGAGUGCAGCAGGAAUUUCAGUUCCAAGAGAAAUGGCUGAGCUCGUGAUGAAAAUUGAAGAAGCCACUCGCCGUAGAGUUGCAAUAGGUACGAAAAUUACAAAAGCAAGGCUUGAGCAAGAGCUCCUUACGAUGUUCACAGACUAUAGAGCAGUCGAAAUGGCUUUAGUAAACAUGAUCAAACGUGAAGAGUUUCAACAAAGAGAUGGCUGGAAAAUGCUACAGAGAACCCGCUAA
Blepharisma stoltei is the source of this 2457-nucleotide messenger RNA. The record is from the annotation of a GenBank genome assembly. NCBI's taxonomy places the organism in Eukaryota, Ciliophora, Heterotrichea, Heterotrichida, Blepharismidae.